Messenger RNA from Alosa alosa (allis shad), 1877 nucleotides. RefSeq names its product AP-1 complex subunit sigma-2. The transcript is spliced from 7 exons. Gene Ontology annotation, molecular function: clathrin-cargo adaptor activity. Bases 149 to 625 code for a protein of 158 amino acids. The record is from RefSeq and is a predicted model, not a curated record. Gene Ontology annotation, biological process: intracellular protein transport; vesicle-mediated transport. Lineage: Eukaryota; Metazoa; Chordata; Actinopteri; Clupeiformes; Clupeidae. Gene Ontology annotation, cellular component: membrane coat; AP-1 adaptor complex; intracellular membrane-bounded organelle.
GACGGUCCAGGGUAGCUCCGUCUUAGAGACAAAACCGAAGGGAACCCUGUGACAGGAAUACACUGAAUACAAAAACUCUGAAAUCAGUGUGAGCACCACGUUGGGUGUGCGCUCUUAAUUUACCUGGAAAGACUGUCGUUUAAGGUCCAUGAUGCAGUUCAUGCUGCUGUUCAGUCGGCAGGGAAAGCUGAGGCUGCAGAAGUGGUAUGUACCCCUGUCUGACAAGGAGAAGAAGAAGAUCACCCGGGAGCUGGUGCAGACCGUGCUGGCGCGCAAGCCCAAGAUGUGCAGCUUUCUCGAAUGGCGAGACCUCAAGAUUGUUUACAAAAGAUACGCCAGCCUGUAUUUCUGCUGCGCUAUAGAGGACCAGGACAACGAGCUGAUCACCCUGGAAAUCAUCCAUCGAUAUGUGGAGCUGCUGGAUAAGUAUUUUGGCAGUGUGUGUGAGCUAGACAUCAUCUUUAACUUUGAGAAAGCCUACUUCAUCCUGGACGAGUUCCUGCUGGGAGGCGAGGCGCAGGAGACCUCCAAGAAGAACGUCCUGAAGGCCAUAGAGCAAGCAGACCUGCUACAGGAGAGCCAGACGGAGGACUGGGGCGGUUUGGCCAAUGAGGAGAUCUUAUAAUGAUGAGGGGUCUAGAGAGUCCAGGCCUGCUGCCAGAGGGAUGCCAAAGAAGCAGAGACUCCACGGAGUGUUCUGGAAGAGAUCGGACUGACAUAAACACCAUGGCUGUCCAACUGGCUGUCCACCUCACUUUGCCAGCUGCCUGUCUGUCUGCUUGAAGAUGUAGCACGCACACACACAUACACUCACACACACACAGAAAUUGUGCUUCAGUAUGUUUCUCUUAGACUUUUCAUUAUGUCUUCAUUCAUUGUCCUUUUUACAACACACACAGCACACAAAAACACACAUGAUGUAGCAGUGUACAGAAUCAUAAUCCAAGUUACCAGAAAUCAUCACCCCUUUUUUUAUUUUAGCCUUAAGAUAGAUUAACAGUACAGUCUUAUCAGUGUACUGUUAAUACAACCACAGUUGAAAAGGAAAGAUACUUAGAUAAUUACAAAUAAUUUAGCAGCUAUUAAUGAGUUGGUUGAAAUGACACAGACACGCAGAGGGUGGUGUGCUGUCCCUGAGUUUGGACACUCAUGCUUUUCCUGACUUUUUUAAAUAUAAAGAAUAAGAUAACAGUGAAGUUGGAGGAAGGAGACCCAGGCAAGAAAAAUAACAAAUAUCAUUCAUAUUUCUUUAAGUUGAUUGUAGUUUUCUAUACACACACACACUCACUCACUCACACAUAUUGUUAUAUUAUUGUUUUAUACUUUAGUACUAUAGUAUUGGUAGAGAUGUGAAAAGGGAUUCAUUCUCAAAAACCAAAGAUUUCUGUUUCUGUUCUGUUUUUCGCCUUGGUUAAACAUUUAAUUUGAGCAGUUGAGGCAACAAACAUUGCGAAGAGUCUGCUGCUUGUAUCCAUUUUUGAUUGGCUGUUACUGUUGAAAGCACAAAAUGAAGCCCUUGAUGUCACUGCCCUGAACAUUCUCAGAGAUGUUCCACUGUGUUUUGUGGUGAACUACUGCUCUUUAUAAUGCAAGUGCUACUGAAUAUGUUCAACGGAAGUAUCGUCACAUGUUGGUUAUAUUUUGUAUUGUCACUGAUGUCGUCUGCAUUUACAAUCACUGAUGAGCAUAUUCCUGUGAUACCCUACCACCCUUUCCUAUUAUGUAUUAUAUUACUGUAAGUAUUUAAAGCAUUUGAACAUCACCUAUGCCAUGUGUGUGUAUGUCUAGUCAUGGGGAAGUAUUAUCUGUAAUUGUUGUGUCUGUGAAUCUGUGCAGCAGUGUUUGAAACUAAAUAAAUUUGUCUACCGCCGUUUCUA